AUGUAUCGUCAUGAUAACCCAGAGACUGACAAGUGUGCUGCUUCAAUGAACGUUAGCGUCGGGUCGUUCUCGGACCCGGAAGGAUUGGAAGGCCUAGCUCACUUCCUUGAGCAUAUGCUGUUUUAUGCAAGUGAAAAAUAUCCAGAGGAAGAUAGCUAUUCCAAGUACAUCACAGAGCAUGGAGGGAGCACAAAUGCGUAUACAUCCACUGAAGAUACUAACUACCAUUUCGAUAUCAACACUGAUUCUUUUGAUGAAGCUUUGGAUAGGUUCGCACAGUUCUUUAUCAAGCCAUUGAUGUCAGCUGAUGCCACCAUGAGGGAGAUCAAGGCUGUCGACUCUGAGCAUCAGAAAAACUUGUUGUCAGAUUCUUGGCGUUUGGGCCAGUUACAGAAGCAUCUAAGUAGAGAAGACCAUCCAUAUCACAAAUUUAACACAGGGAAUAUGGAUACUCUUCAUGCACGACCGGAAGCAAAGGGAGUGAAUACAAGAAGUGAACUAAUGAAAUUCUAUGACGAACACUAUUCUGCCAACAUCAUGCAUCUGGUUGUUUAUGGCAAGGAAAACCUUGAUAAAACUCAAGGUCUAGUGGAAGAGUUAUUCCAGGAUGUUCGAAACACCAACAAGGAUAUUCCUCGAUUUCCUGGUCAGCCGUGUACUCUAGACCAUUUGCAGGUACUUGUGAAGGUUGUCCCAAUAAUGCAGGGUCAUGAGCUUAGUGUUAUAUGGCCUGUGACUCCUAGUAUCUAUCAUUAUGAAGAGGCACCAUGCAGGUAUAUUGGUGAUCUUAUUGGUCAUGAAGGUGAAGGAAGUUUGUUUCAUGCCUUAAAAAUCUUGGGUUGGGCAACAGGACUGUAUGCUGGCGAAGCAGACUGGAGUAUGGAAUAUUCUUUCUUCAAUGUUUCGAUUGAUCUUACUGAUGCUGGCCAUGAGCACAUGCAAGAUAUUUUAGGGUUGUUGUUUAAACAAAUUAAAGUCUUACAACAGUCUGGUGUUUCCCAGUGGAUUUUCGAUGAGCUCUCAGCUAUCUGUGAGGCAUUUUAUAAUAAGGUCAUGAUAACUCAUACGCUAUAUUCCAAAAACAUAAACUGA
This is a messenger RNA of Camelina sativa (false flax), 1092 nucleotides long. NCBI's taxonomy places the organism in Eukaryota, Viridiplantae, Streptophyta, Magnoliopsida, Brassicales, Brassicaceae. The record is from RefSeq and is a predicted model, not a curated record.